Messenger RNA from Lasiodiplodia theobromae, 822 nucleotides. RefSeq names its product Ubiquitin-conjugating enzyme. Bases 1 to 822 code for a protein of 273 amino acids. The transcript has a single exon. NCBI's taxonomy places the organism in Eukaryota, Fungi, Ascomycota, Dothideomycetes, Botryosphaeriales, Botryosphaeriaceae. The record is from RefSeq and is a predicted model, not a curated record.
AUGGCCACCCCCCAGGCGACAAAGCGUUUGACGCGCGAGUACAAGACCAUUUCUCAGAACCCCCCGCCGUACAUCGUCGCCCACCCUUCCGAGAACAACAUUCUUGAAUGGCACUACAUUCUCACCGGCCCGCCCGGCACUCCGUACGAUGGCGGCCAGUACUGGGGCACCCUCAUGUUCCCGCCCGACUAUCCCUUUGCUCCACCGGCCAUCCGCAUGCACACGCCCUCCGGUCGCUUCCAGCCUUCGACGCGCCUCUGCCUUAGCAUUUCCGACUUCCACCCCAAGAGCUUCAACCCGGCCUGGGAGGUCAGCACAAUCUUGAUUGGCCUGAUGAGCUUCAUGACGAGCGAGGAGAUGACCACCGGCAGCGUCCGCGCCUCGGAUGCAGAGCGCAAGCUGUUCGCCAGCAGGUCCCGCUGGUGGAACUCCACCGGUGGCGGUUCGCAUGCCGCUUCCACUCGCCCCAAGGCCGCCGGCGCUGGCGCCAUCAAGGCCGGAGACGGUGGCGCCAAGUUCCGUCAAGAGUGGCCUGAGCUCGAUGCGGAGAACUGGCGCUGGAUGAAGGAGAACAAGAUCGACCCCGCCACCGGCAUGCCCCAGGCACCGCAGGUUGACGGCCACGGCCCCUGCGCUCCCGAAGCCGCUGCUCUGCGGAGGCGCCCCGUCGGCAGCGGCAGCUUGGGUGCUGUUGUCGAGGGAGGUCAGGUCGCCCGGGACGCCGGCCAGGGCUGGUUGAGCCGCAACAAAUACAUUAUCGGUGCCGUCUUCCUGUUCGGCUAUGUCCUGGUCACCCGCGUCCUAGGUGUCGAGACGGCUUAG